Molecule: messenger RNA, 2998 nt
Organism: Hippoglossus stenolepis (Pacific halibut)
Lineage: Eukaryota; Metazoa; Chordata; Actinopteri; Pleuronectiformes; Pleuronectidae
Gene: map6a
Product: microtubule-associated protein 6a
Exons: 4
Coding region: 369-1433 (354 amino acids)
Biological process (GO): microtubule cytoskeleton organization; regulation of microtubule cytoskeleton organization; cytoskeleton-dependent intracellular transport
Cellular component (GO): microtubule; cis-Golgi network; Golgi-associated vesicle
Molecular function (GO): microtubule binding; calmodulin binding
Source: RefSeq, a predicted model, not a curated record
CCAGCGGUCUCCUCCGGCGGUGGUUCUCCGGGAUGCUGAGCGGGCGGGGCCGGGUCGUCUCGCAGUGCUGUGCCUUGGAGUGAUGCGGAGACAGGUCCGGGACACAGAGGGACACACGGGGCAGCAGAGCUAACACCAGUGCGGCUGUUCUCUUUAGGAAAUCACACUGGUUCAAAUCUCUGGUUGUGUAUUUUACAAGCACAAUGGAUUUACCUGAGAACCUGCUCUAACGUGAACAGCGGAGUCAUCCCCGCCGCCUGGCACACGGACAUCUUGUUUCUCUCGGAGACUGAGGAGAAUAUUUUCCGCCCGGCUCCGGAGCACCAGGAGCUUCUCGUGGGUUGUUGUGUCGCCGUGUGACCCGCAGCAUGGCGUGGCCCUGUAUCAGCAGGGCGUGCUGCAUGGCCCGCUUCUGGAACCAGCUGGACAAGGCGGACAUCGCGGUGCCUCUGGUCUUCACCAAGUACACGGACGUGUCGGAGAUGCAGCACAUCCAGCUGCAGCCGCCGCAGGCCCGGGUCACCAUAGAAACGCAGCCGUCUCGCGCAGAAGCCCGCGCCGCGUCCGGACGCGCGCCGCGGAGGUGCGUCUCCGAGGAGCGCGUGUGCAGCUCGGUGAUGCGCGAGGACUUCAAGCACUGGAAGGUGCGCCCGGAACCGAGCUGCAAACCUAAGAACGAGUACCACGGGCCCGAGACGCCGUUCGACAGCGAGACCCAGUACCAGAAGGACUUCAAGCCCUGGCCCAUCGCGAAGAGGUACGACCACCCCUGGAUACCCAAACCAGCCGCCGGGGAGGACCCGCGCCACGCGAAGCAGCUCGCGGCGCGGGCCGACGCGGACAGCGGCGUGGAGAAGAGCGCCAUAGCCGACAAGGUGCAGGAGAAAGACCUGCUGCCGGCACCCGAGAGGAAAAAACGGCCCGGUAAACCGCAGGUCGAUCUGAAGGUGGACGGAGAGGGCAAAGGGAGGGCGGCGGCUGAUGCUGUGAAUAGGCAGAUCAAACAGGAGAUCACAGGCGGCAGCUCAUACAAAACUGAAUUUAAGGCUUACAGAGAUGUGAAGCCUGCCAAGAUGAUCCGGGCCAAGUCCCAGUACCUGCCACCGGAUGAGAAGACCUGCCUGGAGACCAGCUACAGUGCCACCUUCAAGGGGCAAGCCCUGCUGCAGCCGGCUGACAACAAGGCCCUGGAUAGGAGGAGGAUACGCAGUUUGUACAGCGAGCCUUACAUAGACCCCAUCAAUCAGGUUGACAGAUAUAGUUCUCGCUCUAAACCCAAAAAGUCUGGAGCCACAGCGGCUGGCCAGGGCAAGCCAGUGAAGAAAGCCAAAGAUAAGCAGAGCGCCGGGCUGAAGGGCUCCAAGAAGACGACCUCGGAGAGCCAGUCCGAGAACCGUCCGGCGGUGGGGGACAAGGAGAAAAGGUUGUGCUAAAACAGUACCACUACAUACAACUCUGCCAGCCAAUCCGAGAUAUUGGCUGGGUGCAGACUCUAAAGCAACACCUGUGGGGCUGUGCACUACCCAAUCCCAGGUAACCGAUCACGAGCGCGGCUAGGCCAAAAAAAGGCCCGAGCCACAAAUGCCACUCAUACACUCAUAUCCAUACAUGCUCAUAGAGUUUAUGUUUUAACGUUUUAAUACAGUGGCACAAUUUUCUUUUUUUUCUGGUGAACCACCGCAUUAUUUCUGGCCCACCCCUCAGGCCAUGGCCCCUCUGUGUUUCUCUUCCAUAUGGACACUAGACUAGGGGGUGAACGGGGCUGUCUGACCGCCUGCUCUCACAUCCCACAUGCAAGGUUCCUUAAGGUGCCUCUUCUUAAGGAGGCCGCAGGUUUAAGUCCUCAUCAUCUCCACCAUCAUGACCCUCUGUCGACUGCAGUGCUGCACCCUCUCCCUCUUCACGGCUAAAACUAACUGCACGACAUUGUUUUGAAUUAUGAAUCAUUAUACGAGUGAAUUUCCCACCCAGGGAGGAGAGUGGAGGUCACUGCCUCACACGCCAUGAAAUCAAUGAAGUGUUGCAUUUUGCAUCUCAGCUUGUUGAUGGUUAAAAUGUGCAUACUACUGUAUGUCUAGACUAUAAUGAUCAUUUUCUUUCAUUCAAACGCAUGCUGCCACUGUUUUCUGUUGGACCUGCAAUCAGAUGUUUAUGUUUAGAUCGAGAAUAUCUGUACAGUUUUGGCAUGGAUGUAUGGUGAGCUCGACUGGGGUGAGUAUUAAUGGAAUGAGGGAAGAUGCUCUGCUUUGGAAAGAGACGAUUCAAAGGAAAUUGUAAGUGCAUGUUAAUGAUCUUCUCUCUAAUUUGUACCAUCUAGUAUCUUUGUUUCACAGAACACCCCGAGACCCUCAUUGAACUAUGGACAUCCUGUAGUUCAUGUCACGGAGAUGAAUUGAGUCUGUCAAAGUGAGGAUUAAAACCAUUGGUCUGUAUUGAUCUAAAUCAGUGGUUCUCAAUCUUUGGAACUUCAAGGACCGACACAAAUUAGACCACGGACCCCCAUUUGACAAGAUCUGUGGUUUUCAAUGUUUUAUAACAGGACGUGUAUGAAAUUUGGGCCCAAAAUACUCAAACAUUCCAUAAGCAUGUUAUAGUGAAAACUAAUUAUUCCCUGGAAUUAUAUACCCUGGAAGCCCUUUAAUUAUGAAACCCUGAUCGAAAUAAACCUUCAGAAAAUACACAAUAACGUAUUUAUUCCAAAUCCUUAUUCCAAUAGACAAGUUUUCAAAGAUACACUAUGAAUUAUAAUCACAAGAUUAUCAUGAGGCAUUUUAAUGUCAUAUCUGUGGGAGACAGAAUAAAGGAGCUGUAGUUAAUGUAGCUGGAGUGUCCGUCCCUAAAACAAAGCUCUGAUAUAUUCUCCUCUAUAAUGAGUGGUCACAGGGUGCUCAGCUCAGCUUAUCCCAAUGCUUUGCUGUUGUUCGCCCGAGAAAAAGGUCUCAUACUUUGUCUCUUUCUGUCUGCUUCUUCUUCCUCUCUGGUAUCGUUACCAUGUGCU